AAAUACAUAUAUAAAAUAAUGCAAAGUGGUCUUUUUGAUUUGAAAGCAGAAUUAAUAAGAAAAGAAGAGCAGUUGGUUUCAAAAAAACAAAACGUUCCUGCUGAAAAGAGUAAUAAAACAUUUUCCAAGAUUUCAGCUUUGACAGGAAAACAAAAAAAAAAAUUGAAAAAUGAUGUUUCUGUUUCUCUUACUUCCGAUAAAGAAAUUGAUGAUGAAUCUGCAGCUUUAUUUGAAAAAGCAAGAGCUAAGCUAGAAGCUAAAUCGAGGCUUUAUGAAAAAAUGCAUUCUGGUGAAAUGGAAGACUUAGAAAACAUAUAUGGUGAAACAACGUUUCUUGUUGAUUUUCAUAAAAAAUCUGAGGAUGAAAAAAAUGAUGAGAAUAAAAAUGGAAAAAAAAAGUCAUUUGAAACAAAAGGAUCUUAUGCAUUGUUUGAAGCUGACGAAGAAAAUCGUGAAAGAUUAAGAGAAAAAUGGGCUCGUGAGCAGCAGGAAAUUUUAGACGGACCUGUUCAUUAUGAAAAUAUUAAAUUUGAUGAAGUUCGGAAUUUAGGAACUGGAUAUUUUGCUUUUUCAAAAGACGAACAAACCCGAAAAGAGCAGUUAGAAGAAUUAAAUAAAUUAAGGGAAAAUACCAAAAAUAUUCAGAAUAAAAAAGAAAUACUAAAUAACAAACGAAAAGCUUUAUUAGAAGAUAGACUAGCAAAAGUUAGACAAAAAAAGUUGGGAAAAAUUGAUAUAGAAACAAACAUUGAUCAAAAUGAAUCUAAUAAUAAAAAACUUACUUUAGAUCAAACUAAUUUGUCUGAUGUUUCCAAGUCAAAUGAGUUAGAAUCAAAUACAGCAGAUAUAAAUACUUUUAUUCAAGAGUGUCGGAAACAAACAAAAAUGACUAGGGAAUGGGAUAAAGGAAAACAUGAAACAUAUGUUGAACAAACGUUUGUAAAACCUUCAAUAUCUUAUGAAAAAAUAAUUCAUGCUAGAAGACAAGACAGAAAUGAGGAUUUUGCACCACCUAAUUUUUAUUAAUUUUAUUAAAUUAUAAUUCUUAAAUUUUUUCAGUUAUUUUUGAAAUUGUUUAUAUUACAUCAGUUAAUUUAACAAAAUUUAUUGUAUAUGCAUAUUAUAAAAAUGUCUUUGAAUAAAUUCUGUAAAAAAAU
This is a messenger RNA of Hydra vulgaris (swiftwater hydra), 1157 nucleotides long. Its product is annotated as coiled-coil domain-containing protein 174. NCBI's taxonomy places the organism in Eukaryota, Metazoa, Cnidaria, Hydrozoa, Anthoathecata, Hydridae. Gene Ontology annotation, cellular component: nucleus. The record is from RefSeq and is a predicted model, not a curated record.